AAUAUUGACUACAACAACAACGGGCACUUGAUGCUGCGCGAUUCCAUUAGCAUGCAGCUACCAGAACGAAGGGCCCCGACAACAAAAUAGUAUUUUAAUAAUUCCUAUCUAGUUAUAAUGGCGGAAAUUGGACAAUUGUUUUUAUUCUUAUGUACCGUUUUCCAACUGUGCUCCGGUUUGACACUACCCUAUAUGGUGACGACGAAACCCAGGCACACCAAGUACAGUUCGUCCAUUGCGACCCCAGUUGCAAAUGGGUCCGUCGCGGUCCCGUCCAAUGCCACCAUCAUCGAGGGUAAGGGAGAGGCACUGUACAGAGUCAAUGAUAAUAAAGGCAGCACCUGCAUCCUGCUGAAAACCGAUGCCCUCAUUGAGCUGAGCUACAAGAGCAACAUCGGCGAGGAAACCGAGGACAUUUACAUUCCCGAAAACGCGCUGGUCGAGGGAAACUGCAAGUACGAGGAUGAGUCGUCGAUGCGGCUUUCCUGGAAAGGCUACACUCUGAUCUUAAGCUUCUCGAAGACACCUGGAGGUGAACGUUGGUACAUAACUAAUGUGGAAUUGCGCGUCAACACCAAUGUACAAAAACAUCACAAAAUUGCUAAUGGUAGAACCUUGGCCUUGUACCAUGAGAAGAUGGUGAUGCCUACUCCCGUUGGAAAAUCGUACAGCUGCGAUGAGACUGUUAUAACUCUUCUGCCCAAGGAGGACAUAACGACGCUCGAGGAUCUGAAGGGAACGUUGUACCUUCGAUCGCUUCGAAUACAGCCGUUCAUGUACAAAGGACCCAACUUCGAGGUGGCCUUCAAAUGUAACGCCGCGAAAAGCUUCCACGAUGAGACGGCUCCGAUAGCCGUGGGUUCGACCCUCGCGGUGGCCGCCCUGCUCACCAUCACCGGAUACGCAGUAUUCAGAUAUUUCAAGAUAAAGAAGGUGCAGUACAAUACCAUGGAGUAAACCAAUCUGAAUUUUGAACGCAUUUCUCGCCAUCCCAAUACCACGAAUCCAUGAAGAAAAAAAAACAGAGAAAAACUAAAC
Molecule: messenger RNA, 1038 nt
Organism: Nicrophorus vespilloides
Lineage: Eukaryota; Metazoa; Arthropoda; Insecta; Coleoptera; Silphidae
Exons: 5
Coding region: 118-957 (279 amino acids)
Cellular component (GO): membrane
Source: RefSeq, a predicted model, not a curated record